UUCAUUGGACCAUUCAAAAAAAUUCAAUGUUUCAAGAAUUGGUCUGAGUAGAAAUAAAUUAGUAUAACUAGUUACAAUCAAAUUAAAUGAAGGCAUAUCUACCUCCCUUUUCAAUUAAGACAGAAACAAAGAAAUGAUUUGGAUCUUGAAGAUCUUUGACAAUAGCAGCAUCCAAUGAAGAAAUCACCUUCAAGCAGCAUCAAUAAAAGUUUGCAUAAUCAAUAUAGCCAAAGAAAAGAGAAUGAUCGUUCUUUCUUGAAAUCUUUCAAGUCUGCUUUCAGAGCUGUUUUUGCAUUGUUCCUCUCCGGAAGCAAAAGAAAGACACCCUCAAAAGUUGAUGAAAGAAACAACAUAUCAAAAGUCAGAGGAGUAUCAUCUUCAAUUGACUCAUCCAAAAGUUCAUCAAAAUGGAAAUUUUCUAACUCCUAUGCAUCAUCAUCUAGAACUGCAAGUGGGCAACUUGAGAUUGGAAACUUCACCUUUGAAGAAAUCUACAAGUCAACGUCAAGAUUCUCCCCGGAGAAUCAGAUAGGAGAAGGUGGAUUUGGAACAGUUUACAAAGGUAAGCUUAACGACGGAACUCUUGUUGCCGUGAAGCGCGCCAAGAAGGACGGACCGAAACACUUGUACGAGUUCAAGAAUGAAAUAUACACCUUGUCAAAGAUUGAGCAUCGGAAUCUUGUGCGGCUAUAUGGAUAUUUGGAGCUUGCAGAAGAGAAGAUUAUUGUUGUUGAGUAUGUUGGUAAUGGGACCCUUCGCGAUCAUCUAGAUGGUACUCAAGGGGAUGGACUAGAAAUUGCUGAGCGUCUAGACGUAGCAAUUGAUGUGGCUCACGCAAUCACUUACCUUCACAUGUACACAGAUAAUCCAAUUAUUCAUAGAGACAUAAAAGCAUCAAACAUUCUAAUCACAGAGAACUUAAGGGCCAAAGUGGCAGACUUUGGUUUUGCACGCUUGUCUGAUGACCCUUCAGCAACUCAUAUUUCAACUCAAGUUAAAGGAACUGCUGGCUACAUGGAUCCUGAGUACCUAAGAACAUACCAACUCACUGAUAAGAGUGACGUUUAUUCGUUCGGUGUUUUGCUUGUCGAAAUGAUGACAGGACGGCAUCCCAUCGAGCCCAACAGACCCCUCCAAGAGAGAGUUACAAUCAGAUGG
Messenger RNA from Arachis ipaensis, 1158 nucleotides. NCBI's taxonomy places the organism in Eukaryota, Viridiplantae, Streptophyta, Magnoliopsida, Fabales, Fabaceae. The record is from RefSeq and is a predicted model, not a curated record.